Molecule: messenger RNA, 2119 nt
Organism: Tigriopus californicus
Lineage: Eukaryota; Metazoa; Arthropoda; Copepoda; Harpacticoida; Harpacticidae
Product: 2',5'-phosphodiesterase 12-like
Exons: 2
Coding region: 171-2027 (618 amino acids)
Biological process (GO): nuclear-transcribed mRNA catabolic process, deadenylation-dependent decay
Cellular component (GO): mitochondrion
Molecular function (GO): 3'-5'-RNA exonuclease activity
Source: RefSeq, a predicted model, not a curated record
CGUCACGGCUCUCUUCCUUUAAAAUGUAAACAAAACCGAAAUCCCAGCGUUCUAUGGAGGAAUCUAUGUGGCUACUUCUCUAUUGGGCUGAACCGGGUUCUAAAAUUACGAAGUUCAAUCGAAGGGCUGACUCCCCUGUUUUGUUGAGAACACCAUUCCGAUGAGUUACAAUGAUAUUUUUGAAGAACACUUGUUUACAGACAAUCCCUCUGAACGUCCGAAGUUUUGGUCCGAUUCGAUUUUUUGCUCGUCAUCCAAAGAUUACCACCAUGGAGACAAAAAAUAAGGCGAUAGUGAAACAUUUUCCAGAGGACCCGAUUUUCUCGUUCACAUUUCUCUUCAAUCACCCUAAUUUGGGAGUUCAACGCCAAUUCAACCUGUCACGGCCAAUCGAGGAGCCUUCCAGUCAAUUCAAAACUCGUCUCUUGGGAAAUAUAGAAAAAGUUCUGACCAAGAAGCGAAAAAGGAAAGCGAACCAGACGGAAGAAGGAGAAAAAGAUCUAUUUCCCGAGGUCCAGGCCACAUUCUCAAACCAAACUUGUAGUAACCUGAUACUCGGCGAUGAUGUGGCGAUCAAAGAUAUUUUGUUUGCGGACAAUGAAGUUGUCAUGAACCUUAUGGGACAUGAAUAUCUUGUGGAUGUAAACCCCCCGAUGGUUGAAAGCGCAAGGUUACAAGAUCAAAUAAUGUCUGGAUUCUUGGUGUACCCAUACAAGUUGAAAGUGAAUUUCUCGGAUUUGUCGCUCUCCACGUUUAGUUGGUUCGCAAGUGUAGAAAAAUUCCACGAUGGUUUGGAUCCAAGAGCAAAAACUUCACCCCAAGUGACGUGGGCUCAUCGCCAAGAUUCAUACCUGUAUAGAGUGACGGAUGAGGAUAAGGGCGGUCUCCUAAGGCUGGUGAUUAGGCCCAAAAACUCGCAGAACCGCGAAGGCCUAAUUUUCGAGACUAUAUCGAAAGGCGAGGUCUCCGCAGGACCUGGUCUCUGUGGGUUCGAGGCCAGGCAGGCUUUCACAAAGACCAAAACCAAAACUGAUGAGCUGCGUGUGGUUACCUACAACUUAUUGGCCGAUCUGUAUGCCGAUUCUGAAUACUCUCGCACCGUCCUCCAUCCUCAAUGUCCUCCUUAUGCCCUUGCCAUCGAAUAUCGCAAGCAACUAUUGCUCCAAGAGCUCAUUGGUUAUAACGCAGAUAUUCUAUGUCUUCAAGAAGUCGAUGCUAAAGUGUUUGACCUCGAUCUAUGCCUUGUGCUUGAGGAACCACAAUACGGCUUCCAGGGUACUUUUGCGUCUAAAGGUGGAUCCGUGAAUGAAGGUGAAGCUUGCUUUUGGCGAACUGAUAAAUUCGAGCUUAUCGAAACGGAGAGAGUGGUUCUUGGAGAAUCUCUGAAAACCAAAGACUACGUCAAGGACAUUCUGUCAUCCAUUUGCGAAAACGACCAAUUGAUGGCCAAUGUAGCGGAAAGAUCCACCAUCGUUCAACUCGUGGUGCUCAAGCACAAAUCAAGUGAGAGACUUGUAAUCGUGGCCAACACGCAUAUGUACUUCAAACCAGAAGCUGACCACGUUAGGUUGCUUCAAAGUGCUGUGAUCCUCCGUGAGUUGGCCGAAAAGCAGAAAAAAAUGACGUUUGCUCAUCCGAAAUGUCGGAUCAGUGUGAUGAUUUGCGGAGACUUUAACAGCACUCCUCCUUGUGGAGUGUUUGAGUAUUACACCAAGGGUUCAAUCGCGCCUGAUCACCCGGAAUGGCGAGUUGUGGAAGGACAAGUGGUGAACGAUCUGAACCUUCAUCAUCAAUUCAAGUUGGGCUCAGCUUGCGGUACCCCCGAAUAUACGAACUUCACAAUCACGUUCAAAGAUUGUCUAGAUUACAUAUUUUACGACAAAGACAGUAUGAAAGUGCGAGAAGUGGUGCCAUUUCCUUCCAAGGAAGAAUUGGAUGAAAUUCAAGGCAUCCCUAACAUUGGUUAUCCAUCUGACCAUUUGCCAUGUAUCGCAACCCUUGCUUGGAAUGGAGACCACUCAGUGUAGUGGUCCGUCGUUUUUUGUCAUUGAGCAUGUCAUUGAGCAUGUUUUAUAUUGCAACUUUCAUUAUUCAAAAAUUAGUCUCGUGUUCAACAUCA